GAGCCAAGCUGCGUUUCCAGGGUUGAGCAAAGGAAGUGGUACUCUGGCGGCCAGACUGCAGGACCUGAUUCACUGACGAAAUACCCGCCUGGUGAGAUUGGAUACAUCGUUGUAGGCACCGGAAAUAGAGAAGUCCCGAGAGCCAGGGCCUGGACAAACUCACCUCUCUGUGUGGUGUUCCUUGGCUGGAAUUCAGGCUCCUCCCUGCUGCCCUUGUACGCGUCUGGCUACUUCUGGCUGCACACAUUCGUCCUCCCUACCUUCUAGUUAUCAUAGAACCCACCACCUUCCACUUCCUGAGUAGACCCCAGGACUGGUGUGGCCUCCAGCUCAGACUAGCCCCCAUGGAUCCCCUCCAGAAAUGGGACUCAGCAUUGAUUUCUGGGUCUUCUCAAGUGACCAUUGUGGAGACCUCCCAGGAAGGCUCUGCAUCCUCUCACCUCAUCUCCUUAGAACAGCUGAGGUUGGACCUCAGUGGCCUGAGCACCAAUCCUGGCUCCAGCGCCCCUACACCUCUGGCAGAGGGGCUGCUCCAGAGGCAGUGCAUGGAGCAGAAUAACUUCCUGGAGCAGCACUGUGGACUCCUGGGUUUCCCUCAGAAGAAGAAAGCAUUCCUGGGACACUUGAGACGCAGGCGCCGAGAUCACAGGGCACCUUACCCAGUGGAAAAGGACAGCAGGAUCUUCCACUCAGGCAACAGAGCUCAGAGUUGGUUCCGAUGUGAAUGUCGGUAUUGCCAGGCCUGUGGGCAAAAUAUUAUUGGGGAAAGGGAUGGGGCCUCCAAUCCUUCCUCCUGGGAUACACUAGUGCAGGGACUUGGUGGCCUUACGCUCAGCCUGGGAGCUGAGAGAAGCAGCCUCCUGCCAGAGGAGGCGCAGCAGCAGCAGCAGCCUCACGGCUUAAAAUUUGAAUCUACACUGCCCCGUAAGGUAUCCUGUGAAGUAUACCCUGCCAGAGACGGCGUCCUGGGAGCUGAAACCAAACCAUGUUUGUGUCAGGCUGCCCUGUCAGGAGGGAACCCAGAGCUGCCUUUCUCCAAAAAUCUCCAUGUCUCCUGGCAACAGAAGCAGCCUGAGAACAGGCGAGUUUCUCAACUUCCAAGCUUGCUGCUAUCUCAUCCAGGGUCAAGAGUUAAGCUGAGCGUGACAGAAUUGUCUCCCAACUCCUUGGGAGAGUUCAUAUAA
Molecule: messenger RNA, 1184 nt
Organism: Peromyscus leucopus (white-footed mouse)
Lineage: Eukaryota; Metazoa; Chordata; Mammalia; Rodentia; Cricetidae
Product: protein FAM156A/FAM156B-like
Exons: 4
Coding region: 345-1184 (279 amino acids)
Source: RefSeq, a predicted model, not a curated record